Tripterygium wilfordii is the source of this 1770-nucleotide messenger RNA. RefSeq lists its product as uncharacterized. The record is from RefSeq and is a predicted model, not a curated record. The transcript is spliced from 5 exons. The coding region runs from base 1 to 1770 and encodes 589 amino acids. NCBI's taxonomy places the organism in Eukaryota, Viridiplantae, Streptophyta, Magnoliopsida, Celastrales, Celastraceae.
AUGGCGGUGGUUGUGCAAGCCGAAACGAUGGGUGAUCUUGACAUCCCCACCAUUCCAGAAUCUCCAUCUUGCAUCGUACUUCCGACGGCAGCUAGGAACUACGAGCUUAAGACUAUACACUUUAACAUGAUGCCUUCUUUUCAUGGAGUUACUGAGGAGCACUUGAGGUUGAAGAUCUUCCCUUACACUAUGAAGGACAAAGCAAGAACAUGGCUUAAUGGUUUGAGGUCGGGUUCACUGGCAACAUGGACUGAGUGUCCCCAUCAUGCUUUGCCUUUACUAGUGUUGAUGCGUAUUUUCUACAAGGCACUGACAGUUUCUAGCAAAGCUGCAGUUAAUAAUUAUGCAGGGGGAUCGAUUAGGAAUAUGACUCCAACCGAAUGUCAAACUUUAUUUGAGAGACUUGCUAUUGAGACACAACAUUCGGAAGUAAGAGGUAAGCGAGCAGGUGUGUAUGAAAUUUCCAAUUUUGAUUCUUUUGCACCAAAAUCGCAGGUUGAUGCCAUCUCUACCAAGUUGGACAUGCUUCUAGCAAUGAAUGGGCAUACGACUCAAGGAGUGGAUUUCCCAGAGUUUGUGCAAGAGCAAGCAAAUAUGAUGAACUCCUAUAAUCGGAAUCCACGGUUUGAUCCCUACUCUAACUCCUAUAAUCCAGGUUUUCGGGCACAUCCAAACUUUUCUUGGAAGAAUACCCAAAACCAAGCCAAUCCACCUACCACCACAUUGGAGGACAUGGUGCGGCAGUUGACAAUUAACCAUCAGAAAUUGGAGGCACAAGUGGGUCAAAUCGCUGAAGCAUUGAGUCAAAGGGAGGCUGGAAAGUUUCCAAGCCAAACUGAGAUAAAUCCGAACAAUAGGGAGCAUGCCAUGGCUAUCACACUUUGUGAUGAGCAACAAAGCCAAGUUGCUACAAAGUUGGAAGAGCAGAAAGCUCAAGAACAAGAGCAGCCGUUUCAACAGUCACGUCGUGCAAUCAUGUAUGGGUUGCUUGACCCCGAUAAACCUGCUCCACCUGUGAGACCUUAUGUUCCUCCAAUCCCGUUUCCACGGCGUCGUAGGAGAAAUAAAGAAGAAGUAUCAUUGCAAAAGACAACCCCAAAGAUGAACGUGGAACCUUUUGUUGUGCAAGAAAGGAAGAAAGUAGAUGAGAAUAAGGUGGUUCAACUGACUGAAGAGUUUAAUCUAAUGUCUCUCUCUGUCUUCGAGUCUUUGAAUGUAGGAGCGCUCAAAAAGACCUCUGUGGGCAUACAAUUGGCUGAUCGAUCUAUUCGAUAUCCUAAAGGAGUACUAGAAGACGUUUCCGUUGAGGUACAUGGACUGAUUUUUCCAGCUGACUUUCUAGUGCUUGAUAUGCGAGAUUGUCAAGGUCAUGGAGAAGAGUUUCCGCUGAUUUUGGGGCGACCAUUCAUGAAGACUGCAAGGAUGACAAUUGAUGUGUAUGAAGGCACCCUGACAAUGACUAAUAAUGAGGAGACAGUGACCUUCAAGCCCAAGGCAGCACAAGGACAUCCAACUGAGGUUGAGUCUAUGAAUCGACCUAGAGUCAUGCCAUACGAGAGAGGUAAGCAUACUCCCGCCAUUGAGUCAUUUCCUUUAUCCACUAACAAGUUGUUCCCCUCAAUUGUGAAAGUACCCCAAGAUAAAAUUCUCCAACAAGCGGUUUUUGGAAAAAGGGAAAAAGGAUAUUCAGAUCCUUUUGAGGAAUCGACUGCUCUUACAAUUCUGAGUAACAAAAGGCAUACUUUGGAUGUUGAACUUGAAAGAAUCUAG